AUGGAAAUAUCACGUGACUAUGCGAGCGUAUUCACAACAACCAUCAGUGGACUGGCCAAGGUCAAGCUGAGGGGGUUCGACUACCUCCCCAUCGAAGAAAUCCACCAGCUGAUUGCGUCUAGUGCGCUCAAAGAUGGCUCCCACUUCAACGAGUUCACGAUGCACGUCUUCGAGAAUACUGUUUGGUUUUCAGAAAGCGAGGAUGGCUCUACCUUCCCAGAAAUCCCCUUUGCAAGUAUACUUCAAGUGGUUAUUCUCCCCACCUUCCCUAACGUCUGUUUCAUACAUUUUCGCCGAAGUAAAUAUGGAAUGUAUGUGAUAUUCAGAGUGCAGAAGGUGGUCCAUAUUGCUCAACUGACGGAGCUGAUUAAAUCGUGGAAUGCGUGUAACUAUGACAGUUCUGAGGAGGAAAUACCACCGUCACCAGAGCCACCUCGCCCCGAGCCUCCUAGAGCGUCAAAAGAAGAAAAACAAGAAGUUCGGCACAUCGUGAUUGUGCGUCGAGAAGACGACAACGAACUCGAUGCAGGCAGGCACGUGAAGGUGCCGAUGCGAACGGAAGCCACUCAGACUGCUUUUCCUUCGAUCAAGCUAAAGGUCAAGGAGGCAGAAAAUGGUAGCCAUGUCAAUGGAAUGCAAACCAAUCCUCCUGAUGUGGUGGACCAAAUCCCUCGGAGUCCUGAAGUGAAGACACCGGUGACGUGGAAAAUGGCUGAAAAGCCAAGAGUACGAAUCAGUCUGCCUCCAGCGAGGAAUGAUUCUGAUUCAAGUCUAAGCAAUGAUUUCACUCAGGGUAUAAGGAAAAAGCCAAGGAAUAAACCUGGAACAUAUAAAAAAAUUCUGCCAUCUGAAAAACGGUUGAAUGGACGGAGGGAUUUUAAAAGGCCAGACAAGCACCAAAGGUCGACAAGUCAACACCGUGGGAUCUAUCCAAGGGAUUUGUCCGGCUUUUCAAGGGACGCUUCGUUUGACUUGUUUGAUUCCCGCGGUCACGAAGUGCGAAUUAUUUACCCAAAAUACAAAAACUUUCGGACAGUGUUGCCGGAGGCCCGACAAAGCGACCGCAUGCGGCAUAAGUGA
Molecule: messenger RNA, 1080 nt
Organism: Mesocestoides corti
Lineage: Eukaryota; Metazoa; Platyhelminthes; Cestoda; Cyclophyllidea; Mesocestoididae
Source: the annotation of a GenBank genome assembly